Oikopleura dioica is the source of this 588-nucleotide messenger RNA. NCBI's taxonomy places the organism in Eukaryota, Metazoa, Chordata, Appendicularia, Copelata, Oikopleuridae. The record is from the annotation of a GenBank genome assembly.
AUGGUACGACUUUAUGGAAUCGUGAUCGCGAAGAAAAACGGCGACAAAGUUCAAAAAUUGUGCGAAGAAAUUGAUGUCAGUACUUUUGGCUUCUUCCAAAGAAAUUCUGUUGGAGAGUUUAUCAGAUUCACCCAUUCCAUUGUUCUCGAAAGGACUCCUCUAAAUGACAGAAAGUCAGUAAAACAAGAUGCAUACAUGGCCCAUUCUUACGUCGGUCCUGAUGGUCUUUCCGCCUGUUGCAUCGCUGAUGAAGAGUACCCAAAAAGACCGGCGUUUGUCAUGCUUGGCAAGGUAGUAGAGGACUUUGCCGCAGCGCAUCCAAAUUGGAGUAGCAUCAAUUCAGUCGAAUUCGGAUUGAAGGACAUUCUUACAAGAUGGCAAGACCCUAAAUCGGCUGAUUCCAUCAUGAAAGUGCAGAACGAGCUCGAUGAGACAAAGCAAAUAGUCUCCGAAACGCUCGAAAAGAUUCUCGAUCGUGGCCAGAAGCUUGACGAUCUUGUCAGCCGCAGUAACGAACUCUCAGAGCAGUCGAAAGCAUUCUACAAAACCGCCAAGAAGACCAACUCAUGGUGCUGCUCAAUCAUGUGA